AUGAGCAACCAUCACAGGUUCAAACUAUCCCAUCUCAUGCCAAACUCUUGGUUCUACAAGCUGAGGGACAUGAAGAAACCCAGGCCAGCAAGCAAAAGAAACAGCGAAACAACAAGAACCUCUAAGAGAUCAAGCCAGUACUGCCAUGGAAGCAUCACUCCCAAACCGCUUCCAUUAUCCCCACAUCGUUCCUACUCCUACUACCUAAACACAAAGCAUAAUAUGUCACUCGAUAAGAAGCUACGCCCCUCCACUCUCCAUCUUAACCCAAAGGCACCAGACAUCCAAUUCCCUAGAGAUCACCACCACCACCAUCAUCGCCCGGCAAACACCAUGGUCAUCGAAGCCAAGCACGAGUUUCAAGACUUGCAGUUGCAGCUACGUCCGAUUCGUACAAGGGCAGUGCUUACCGGAUCUACAAGCGGUACAUGCCCGAGCUCGCCGAGGCUGAGGAGCAGAAGGUUACCUGCUCUGAUCAAUGGCGGUAGCGUCAGUACCACGAGUGCUAUUGGUGGCCGGAGAAGCGCUGCUAGGAAGAGCUUCGCCGUCGUCAAGGCGUCGACAGACCCGCCCAGGGAUUUCAAGGAGAGCAUGGUGGAGAUGAUCGUCGAGAACGACAUGAACGCGCUGGAGGAUAUGCAGGAACUUCUUGAGUGCUACUUGUCACUCAACUCGAGGGAGUACCAUGGAGUUAUAAUGGAGGUCUUCAGGGAAAUUUGGCUUGAGAUUGUCCAAGACAUUGCUGAAGAUUGA
Messenger RNA from Miscanthus lutarioriparius, 753 nucleotides. The record is from the annotation of a GenBank genome assembly. NCBI's taxonomy places the organism in Eukaryota, Viridiplantae, Streptophyta, Magnoliopsida, Poales, Poaceae.